AUGUCGGACAUGAUAUCCGAUCCGGCGCAAACGAUCACUCUCGCUCAACGACUUCACAGUGCGGAGAAAUCGAUUGAAUUCAUUCAGCGUGAACAUGCAUCCACUUUGACCAAUCUUCACGAAGAAAUCGCUAAAUGGCAACAAAAAUGCAGUGAUCUUACUUUUCAAGUAGCAAUCGGUGGCGGUACUGUACUGACAACAUCAGAUGAUGGUAAACUUCAAUCGACAAUCAAACAGCUUGAACGCGAAAUUCAUGAAUGCAAAGAAACAGUUAAACAUUUGAACACACUUUUAGAAGAGAAAGAAAAAGUCAUACAGGAUUACAAAAGUCGUCUACUUGUAAGUGAACGAAAUCAUACGCUUGAUUUGCGGUUAGAAACUGAUAAACAACGAGAAUUGAAAAUCGAGCUUGAAAAACGUUCGACAUUGAUCGCGCAGUUGACCAAUCAAUUACAUAGAGAGAAACAACAUCAACAGCAGUUACAAACUCGAACACGGCUGGGAAAAGUUAUUCUACCGAAUAAACCCGCGAAACUUCAACAUAUCGAUAUUUCUCAUCCAAUACAGCGUCCGCCAUCAAUCAAACACGUGUCCAACCGUUCGUCAUCGCUUCAUCGUGAUCACACGAGUCCGGAAACAGAUUCAACGAAACUUUUAUUUGUUAACCGACGCGCCCCAACACCACCGCAACAACUACGCCCAAUAUCAGCCAAAAGUGUUGAAUUUGAAAAAGAGCAAAUAUUUACUAACCGACAGCGACAAUUACUCAAUGAUUGUGCGGAAAAUACCGAAGCAUAUCGACGCUCGCCAACCAAAUCGGCAAUAAAAUUACAACCAAUUUUACCUCCGAUCAUGAAUCGAAAUUCGCCAUUGAAAACUCUAGCGACAACUCCGUUUCAACAAGAGGGUGAAGUUUAG
Messenger RNA from Adineta ricciae, 918 nucleotides. Lineage: Eukaryota; Metazoa; Rotifera; Eurotatoria; Adinetida; Adinetidae. The record is from the annotation of a GenBank genome assembly.